Messenger RNA from Spizellomyces punctatus DAOM BR117, 1056 nucleotides. RefSeq lists its product as uncharacterized. Bases 1 to 1056 code for a protein of 351 amino acids. Lineage: Eukaryota; Fungi; Chytridiomycota; Chytridiomycetes; Spizellomycetales; Spizellomycetaceae. The transcript is spliced from 7 exons. The record is from RefSeq and is a predicted model, not a curated record.
AUGCCUGUUAAGCAGUCGCUGCCAUUGAAACAAUAUUUAAGUCACGGAACUUGGCAGAAAACUUCAGUGCCCGCAUCUCGGCCUUUACCGUCUCGAUCUGAGGGCUCCAUGGACGACUUUGAAAUCCUAUUCAAGAGAGACCGAGGAGGUAGCCAGUGCAUCAACUCCUCUAUGUCACGAAUCUCCGGCAAAAGAAGGGGUUUUAAUGGUGAGAAUAGCCCAGAAAGUACUGACGUACACCCGUUCUGCGAGCGACAUUCGAUUCGGCAAAUGACCUCAUCUCCGUUAAAAGCGAAGAAUGAUUCUAUAGUAUCCUCGAUAUCGGUUGAUAAAUAUACCGCUUACGAUGCUGCAGUCAACCCUGGACAGCGCGACAAGGGACUCGACCUAUCCAUGCACGGUAGUUUCCGAUAUACUCUGGCUCAGAAUGAUGCUGGAAGGGUACUGACGAUCAGUGUAGUUACCGGUGAUGAGGCAGUAGCAUCAACCAAACGGCAAAGAUGUUAUGCAGAACAGCUUCCGAGGGCCGCCUUUCGUGGUAAGAAUAUACGCCUGGAAGAACCUAUCUCCUUCUCUGGCCAGGAGUCUGCGGUGGAGUCGUCCUUAGGGUCUUUGGGCGGGACGAAUUCUGAUGUCAACGCCCUGUGUCCUCCGCUUGAUGAACGGCUACAAGCACAGAAGAAAAACAUCACAGUUAAUGCUGCAAACCAAGGCUUGUUUUCGCGGUUAAAUUCUUCAGCACCAGACGCCAUAUUUAGUGGCAUGGCAGAGAUAUACCAACGGAAACUUCGUCACAGAGAGACUGCGAUACAGGGCGUAGUUUACAGCUCCAUCGACCAGAUGGCAAGAGAGGCGUCAUCUACGAGAGAUAGUGUUUCAGCUAGGCAAGCAGCUAUUAGAUCACACUUUGCUCAUAUAUGGAACUAUGAAGACGUCAUGCGAAAGGAUUUAAAGAGGUUGAUGGACGAGGCAGGAAAUGCAGAGGUGCCGUCUGAUGAGCUGAGCGACGAAACCGUCCAUGACCUCACACCGUGCCAUUUACAUGAAGUUGUCUAG